Molecule: messenger RNA, 3108 nt
Organism: Chenopodium quinoa (quinoa)
Lineage: Eukaryota; Viridiplantae; Streptophyta; Magnoliopsida; Caryophyllales; Amaranthaceae
Product: receptor protein kinase-like protein ZAR1
Exons: 2
Coding region: 564-2735 (723 amino acids)
Biological process (GO): protein phosphorylation
Molecular function (GO): protein kinase activity; ATP binding; protein binding
Source: RefSeq, a predicted model, not a curated record
AUUGUGUUUUUCCAUUCUAAAUUAUACGGUGUCUCUUAAUUGCACGCUAAGCCGACCUAAUGACAUCUUUACAUAGCAAAUUCACUAAUUAUAAAAUCUGACUCGAAUGAUCAACAAAAAUGCAGCAAACUUUAAGUUGAUCCAAGUCAUUAAAUGUACUCAAAUCAUUCUACCAUCCUCCAUUUAUAAAUGGAACAAAACCUACCUAGCUAGCUUUUACACAAGUCGUUAUGCAUUUGAUGAUUUAACCCUUUGCUUUCCUUCUACUCUCUUCUUCCUUCCCCAUUAUUUGACCACCUUUCUAAAAAAAUAAAUUAAAAAAUAAAUAAAUUAUUUCCCUUCUAUUUAUUUCUUGGCGGGCUAUGGGCCCACUUUCUUCUAUCAAAUCCUCACAUUAAUACCCCUACCCACCUCUUCUCAACCGUAUUCUCUCUCCUCCAAAAAUAAUUCUAAGAUUUCUUAAACAGCAAAAAAAUUUAACUAACACUUACGAAGUAUACACAAGUCAUCCUUUGUUGAUGUAACACUAACACCCCAAAUAUUUCACUAAUUUGUAAAAAAAAAUGAACCUCCAAUUUUUUCUUUGUUCAUUCCUCCUCCUCUUCACGAUCACAUCUAGAGUUUAUUCUUUAUCCCCCGACGGCCUCGCUCUCCUUUCCCUCAAGUCGGCCGUUGACCACUCAUCCUCGUCCGCAGUAUUUGCGGACUGGGACGAGAAUGACCCCGAUCCCUGUGGAUGGACCGGGGUCUCCUGCGACGGAAAUUCCACUACUAGUCCCAACCCUCGGGUUGUUGGAAUAUCCGUCGCAGGAAAAAAUCUCCGAGGGUACAUCCCCUCGGAGCUCGGCUCCCUUACUUUCCUUCGGAGAUUAAACCUCCACGGGAACAGUUUCUACGGCUCGAUUCCUGAUCAAAUCUUCAAUGCGACUUCGCUCCAUAGCAUUUUCUUGUAUGGGAACAAUCUCUCUGGUCCUCUCCCAACCUCCAUGUGCUCACUUCCAAAAAUUCAGAAUGUAGAUGUUUCUGGAAAUUCUCUCUCCGGCGAGAUUCCGAAUGGUUUGAAGGAGUGUAAGCAGCUCCAAAGACUGAUUCUGGCGAGAAAUAACUUCUCCGGUGAACUUCCUGGAGGAAUUUGGCAUGAACUAGUGAAUCUAGUUCAACUUGAUUUAUCAUCUAACCAGAUACAGGGGAAAAUCCCUGAGCAGCUCGGAGAGCUAAAGUCGCUCUCCGGGACAUUAAACCUUUCGUUUAACCAUCUAUCCGGGAAGAUCCCCAAGUCACUCGGGGAUCUUCCCAUGACGGUGAGCUUUGACCUGAGGGCGAAUAACUUGUCUGGGGAAAUCCCCCAAACAGGCUCAUUCGCCAAUCAGGGGCCCACCGCCUUUUUAGGGAACCCGCUCUUAUGCGGGUUCCCAUUACAAAAGGACUGUACUAAAACAACAACAAACCCGAACUCUCCCCCACCCGAGGACAGUAGGGGGAUCAGCCCCAAGCGAAAGGGGCUAAGCCCGGGGCUGAUCCUCCUCAUCUCCGCAGCAGAUGCUGUAGUAGUCGCCUUUGUGGGACUCGUCCUCGUAUACUAUUACUGGAAGAAAAAGGAUCACUCCUCUGGAUGCAGCUGCACUGGCACCAUCAAGUUAGGACGGCACAUGAACAAAGAUAAAAAAACAGGGCUCUGCUUUGGGUGCUUCAGAGGCGGAUCAACAAGCAACGACAUAGAAAGCGAGUCGGAUAAGGGGAGUUCCGAAGGCGGCGAGGGUGGUGGAGAAGGGGAAGGAGAGCUAGUAGCAAUUGACAAGGGUUUUACAUUUGAGUUGGAUGAAUUGUUAAGAGCAUCAGCUUAUGUUUUAGGAAAAAGUGGGUUAGGAAUAGUUUAUAAAGUAGUGCUUGGAAAUGGUGUGCCAGUUGCUGUUAGAAGAUUAGGAGAAGGUGGUGAUCAACAAAGGUAUAAAGAAUUUGUUGCUGAAAUUCAAGCAAUUGGGAAAAUUAAGCAUCCAAAUGUGGUUAAAUUGAGAGCUUAUUAUUGGGCUCCUGAUGAAAAAUUGCUCAUUUCUGAUUUUAUUUCUAAUGGCAAUCUUGGUAAUGCUCUUCGAGGGAGAACAGGGCAACCAUCAACAAGCCUAACAUGGAAAACAAGGUUGAAAAUAGCCAAAGGAACGGCUAGAGGUUUGGCCUAUCUUCAUGAAUGUAGCCCUAGGAAAUUUGUUCAUGGAGAUAUUAAGCCAUCAAACAUCCUCCUCGACAACGAGUUUCGACCACAUAUCUCCGAUUUUGGCCUAAAUCGUUUGAUUAGCAUCGCGGGGAACAAUCCUUCCUCCUCCGGUGGGUUCAUGGGAGGUGCACUCCCGUAUGUUAAGUCCACUAGUCAAGAGAAAAUAAACAACUAUCGUGCACCCGAGGCAAAAAUCCCUGGUAGUCGACCAACUCAAAAAUGGGACGUCUACUCAUUUGGAGUAGUCGUGCUCGAGUUACUAACAGGGAAAUCCCCUGAACACUCUUCCCCAACAACAUCGACUUCAACUGAAGUACAUGAUUUGGUGAAAUGGGUUAGGAUGGGUUUUGAAGAGGAAAACCCGCUUUCGGAAAUGGUAGAUCCUAUGUUGUUACAAGAGGUACAUGCUAAGAAAGAGGUGUUGGCUGCCUUUCAUGUGGCUCUUUCUUGCACUGAAAGUGAUCCUGAGGUUCGACCUAGGAUGAAAAAUGUGUCUGAAAAUCUUGACAAAAUUGGGAGUUGAAAAAUAUAGUGAUAAUUUUGGUUAUGAUUAUUGUUAUUAUUAUUAUUAUUUGUGGUGAUUUUUUGUAAAAAUUGAAUAUGAGCAUCCUCCAGCAUUUUUGCAGAUUCAAGAAGUUAACAAUUUGUGCUCCACAAAUUGGUAGGUUUUGACACAAAUAAAACUAUCAUUUUGGCUUCAUUUAUACAUUUACAAAAAAAAUUAUGUAGGUUGGGUUGAGGUGGAGGGGUGGAUACACAUUCUAUGAUUCUCAUUUGUAAUUUAAAGUAAACUAGCUUUUUGGCCUGUACGAUAUAAGGUUUUAUUUACUUUAGUUAUGAUUUUUGUAACAUUAAGUGUAAUCUAUAUUCCUAAACGAACAAAUGAUUGAGAAUCG